AUGGAUCGCUUGAGUACUCAAUUUGAUAUGAGAUUUGUCUUUAUUAUUCUCCUUGUCACCGUCAUCAUAUCAAUAUUUCUCUCGAUUUUCAUUAUUACACUGAUUUUCUUGAGUAAAGCUAUUUCUACACCGGCAAAUCUUCUCGUAUGUAAUACAUGUAUAGCUACAAUUCUUCAUCUGAUCAUGUCAACAAUUAGCAUCUCUUGUUUCUAUACGGAAAUCGCACUAACUGACUGGUGGUGUCGAAUUAUAGCAUAUUUUUAUUACACUUGUCUUACAAUGCUCUCCCAUUCCUAUGCUAUUCAAGGUAUGUCUCGUUUACUUUUCAUUGUCUUUCACACUCAUCGAAGAUUAUUUAAUCACAAAUGUCAUCUUAUAUUUAUUCUCAGUCAUAUUAUCAUUUCUUUUCUAAUCACGCUUCCAAUACUCCUUACUCACGAUAUUCAAUUCCGUCCAUUACAUAUCUGUCUUAUUCCCGCUGUCAAUAUUCUUCAUGUGAGUUAUUUCUUUGUCACUACAUACUUUACUCCAUUUUUAAUUGUGAUUAUCAUUUAUGGUAUUAUUUACCACCGAGUUAUUCAAUCAUCGAUUGCUGUUCGACAGUCAACUCAUCCGAGUAAACGAGAUCUGGAUUUAAUUCGAAAUAUUCUCAUUCUUUUAAUCAUAUUUCUUAUGGCUGGUGUUCCGAGUAUAAUCUACAUCAUUCUAUCAGCAAGAAACACGAAAUUAUCGUAUGCUUUCUAUAUGUUUACCAUCGUUGCAACAUCAAUCGCGACCCUGAUGGAAAAAGUUUGUUUACUCUUUCUAAACAAAGAGAUUUGGCGAGAACUGAAGAAGAUGUCGAACAAAUUGCAUCCCGCACAAGCAAUAAUGCACCACAAUACUCGUUCAGUACUGACCACCAGACUCAAUAAUCGAUCUGUCAGUAACAUCGUAGAAGACCAACUAUGA
Molecule: messenger RNA, 951 nt
Organism: Adineta ricciae
Lineage: Eukaryota; Metazoa; Rotifera; Eurotatoria; Adinetida; Adinetidae
Source: the annotation of a GenBank genome assembly